Myotis davidii is the source of this 914-nucleotide messenger RNA. RefSeq names its product leucine-rich repeat-containing protein 51. The coding region runs from base 253 to 831 and encodes 192 amino acids. Lineage: Eukaryota; Metazoa; Chordata; Mammalia; Chiroptera; Vespertilionidae. Gene Ontology annotation, molecular function: protein binding. The record is from RefSeq and is a predicted model, not a curated record. The transcript has 6 exons.
UCCCGGUAGGCAUUGCGGCAGCGCUUUCGGCGCCAGGCCGCGGUGUGGUGGCUUAGGUAGUUACCAUGGAGUUGCGCUGGGUAACCCUGAGGUAGUGAGUGGGACGCCGAGGCUGGAGGGGCAGCAGCUACGGGGAACAAUCCCUAAACCCAAAGGAAUGAAUCCCUAAUGGUGGCGUUUCAGGCAUCAGUGACAGGCUGAACCCGGACUUCCAGGGCCCAUGCUUACACCGGACAAAUUAUGGCCUGAGCCAUGAGCACACAGGACUACAUGAACACUUCGGUGCAAGAGCCCCCUCUUGACUACUCCUUCCGAAACAUCCAGGUGAUUCAAGAUCUGCUGAGCGAGGAGCCAAGGAAAGGGCAGCGACCACUAAAGCACUCAAAGUCAGGGAAGUCACUGACGCAGUCCCUGUGGCUGAACAACAAUGUCCUCAAUGACCUGAGGGGCUUCAACCAUGUAAUUUCACAGCUGCUGCAGCAUCCAGAGAACCUGGCCUGGAUUGACCUGUCUUUCAACGACCUGCCUUCCAUUGACCCUGUCCUGACCACUUUGUUCAACCUGAGUGUCCUCUACCUCCAUGGCAACAGCAUCCAGCGUCUCGGAGAGGUGAAUAAACUGGCCAUCCUCCCUCGGCUCCGGAGCCUCACACUCCACGGGAACCCCAUGGAGGAAGAGAAGGGGUAUAGGCAGUAUGUGCUGUGCACCUUGCCUCGUAUCACCACGUUCGACUUCAGUGGGGUCACGAAAGCAGACCGCACAGCAGCUGAAGUGUGGAAACGAAUGAACAUCAAGCCCAAGAAAGUCCGGAUCAAGCAGGAUGCACUCUGAGGUUCCCAGGACUGCAGCCAUCCUGAAGGCCUGAGCACAGCCAGUGUUGGUUUGACAAUACAAUAAAGGAUUUGAGCUGUUCA